Molecule: messenger RNA, 1614 nt
Organism: Ceratitis capitata (Mediterranean fruit fly)
Lineage: Eukaryota; Metazoa; Arthropoda; Insecta; Diptera; Tephritidae
Product: facilitated trehalose transporter Tret1-like
Exons: 6
Coding region: 98-1519 (473 amino acids)
Biological process (GO): transmembrane transport
Cellular component (GO): membrane
Molecular function (GO): transmembrane transporter activity
Source: RefSeq, a predicted model, not a curated record
AUAGCAGAGGCACACGCGUAGAAACUAAGCACCUACAGAUUGAAGUAUUCUUCGUCACUGCUUAAAGGCUCCCUUUAUUUUAAAAAAUCAAGGAAACAUGACGAGUGCAGGCAGCUUAUCGAUUUGGAGCAAACGUUAUCGUAAACAAAUAUUGGUAACGGUUGUAGCUCACAUUAUAACAUUUACACAUGGCAUCAGCUUGGGUUGGCUUUCUCCCAUUAUACAAGUUUUACAAUCGCCCGAUUCCCCGCUGAGCUUCACCAUUACAACUGAACAAGUCUCCUGGAUUGGUUCACUCUUUGGUAUUGGCUUUUUGGUUGGCAAUAUAUUUUUUGGACUCACACUAGAUCGACUAGGAAGGAAACUUAAUAUGUAUUUGCUGGCUAUUCCGCAUAUGCUCUUUUGGAUCUUGAGUUAUGCAGCACAGAGUAUCAAUUAUCUGUAUGCGGCACGUUUCUUUGCUGGCUUCACUAGUAGUGGCAUGUAUGUGGUGAUACCAAUCUUCAUUAGCGAGUUAUCCGACAAGGAAAUUCGUGGCGCUCUAACUGCUAUGGCUAUGGGCUUUCUCAGUACUGGUAUUUUACUUGGAUAUGCGCUGCCAGCAUAUCUUGAUUAUUUUCUCGUGCCUUGUAUUAUAAUUUUUCUGCCUAUCAUUUAUUUUAUUGCUUGCUUACUCUUUCCGGAAACGCCGCAAUUCUUACUCAAACGUGGACAUUCGGAAAAGGCUGAGGAAUCGUUUAAUUUUUAUAAAAGCUUACCGAAACGAGAGGUAAAUGCGGAUCAGAAAUAUAAUAGAGAUUUGGAACAUUCGCAACCGACCAUGCCGAUAAUCAGCGAAUUUGAUGAGCUCAAAGCGGCUGUACAAUCUGGAGGAUUGGCCACACCAAUAACCAUUAAGGAUUUCUUCACAAAAUCUGCGAUGUUUAAAUUUUUCACAGCCUUCAUUGUGUGCAUUCUCAAUCAAUUCUCCAGUAGUUUUGUCUUUGUUAGCUAUAUGUCAGCGAUUUUUACUUCAUCCGGUUCGUCAAUGGAUCCCAACGAAUGUACCAUCUAUAUGGGCGUAGUAGAGAUAGCAGGCACCGUGACAUCAACCGUAUUGGUAGAACGUUUUGGUCGGAAGGUAUUGUUGCUUUCCUCUACUGCUACCAUGGCUGCAUCCAUGUUUGCGUUCGGCAUUUUUGUGCAAUUCACUGAUGAAGCGACAAAGACACAAUACGAUUGGGCGCCAUUACUAUUAAUGGCUUUGGUGGUAUAUACAGCAGCUUUCGGCAUUGUUGGAUUAACUUAUACAAUUAUUGUAGAGAUUUUGCCAGCAAAGAUUCGUGGGCAAGCUCAAGCCAUCUGCAUGAUUUUUAUGAGUAUAUGUGUAUUUGGCGCACUACAUCUGUAUCCAAUGUUCCUUUACAACUAUGGACUGCCAAUAACAAUGUACUCCUGCACAGGAGUUUGCAUUGUCUGUGGGAUUUAUUUGUUAAUUUUCCUAGAAGAGACAAGAGGCAAAUCAAUGGAACUAGACUAGAUAAUCGUGCACUGAAGGGAAUAAUACGCCAAAGAAUCUCUGGCAAAAUGUUUAAUGCAUUCGUUCUAGAUGCGAAGAAAAUUUUUUAUAUAAUA